CAUGGACGGGGCCGUGUUGGCGACACUCUUUCUCACAGGUUUCUGCGCCCUCUCCUCUUCUUUUCCAAACGCCUACUACUUCAUCGAAGAGGAGAUGACUUGGUAUGAAGCCCAAAAGUACUGCAACUCAGAGAACACUGCAAUGGCCCAAAUACAGAACGUGCAAGACGCCACCGUCAUGAGCAACACUCCAACUGGGGGAUACACAGACAAGGCCUGGAUAGGACUGUUUGCGAAUGACUCAGAAUGGACCUGGGUUAACGAAGAACGACCCAGGAUUUUAUAUGGGAUAGAUGAUCAGCAACAUACCGACAAGCUCUGCGCAGCCAUAAACAUUCCGAUGAAAGCUUCAUAUUCAACUGGAAAAACAAACACAGAUGGGAUGUGGACAGCUGCCAACUGCUCCGAUAAGAAACCAUUUGUUUGUGAUGAUGGUGAGCGUUACCAUCUUAAUCAGAGUAGAAGUACUUGGAAUGAUGCCAGAAUCAGCUGCAAAGUCAACAGAGACGUUCUGGUCAUUAUCAGAAAUGCAGAUGAAAACACUGAAGUCAUGAGCUUAUUAGGAAAUGAAGCAGCGUGGAUUGGCCUCUACAGACAUAAACUCUGGUAUUGGUCAGAAUCCGGAGAAAACAACAAAUUCAUGAACUGGCAAACCGGACAUCCUGACGACAUGAACGGGUCAGACAACUUUUACGAAGCACGGCGGAAAACAGUGGUGAGGAUGAAGAUCCAUUCCAGCAAGAACAUGGAAGAUCCCGCCCACAGUGCCGUCCUGCUGCAGCAGGUAUAG
Anarrhichthys ocellatus (wolf-eel) is the source of this 790-nucleotide messenger RNA. Its product is annotated as secretory phospholipase A2 receptor-like. The transcript is spliced from 4 exons. NCBI's taxonomy places the organism in Eukaryota, Metazoa, Chordata, Actinopteri, Perciformes, Anarhichadidae. The record is from RefSeq and is a predicted model, not a curated record. The coding region runs from base 2 to 790 and encodes 262 amino acids.